Messenger RNA from Macadamia integrifolia, 698 nucleotides. RefSeq lists its product as uncharacterized. Bases 194 to 577 code for a protein of 127 amino acids. The record is from RefSeq and is a predicted model, not a curated record. The transcript has 3 exons. NCBI's taxonomy places the organism in Eukaryota, Viridiplantae, Streptophyta, Magnoliopsida, Proteales, Proteaceae.
AUCUAGUAAUAGAGAUAGUAAUAGUUUAAUAACAAGUGUGGCCCAUUGGCCCCUAUUGACCCUUUGUAAGUCUUUGUCUGGACCCAUUGUGAGUCUUGGGGGGGAAAAAAAAAUCAGAACCUUGGCCUAGUCCUAGGUUAGCAGAAGGAAAACGCAGCAGAGUCAAUCGAAAAGGUAAAAUUGUCGAACAAGUAUGGCGGAAGAUGAUCAAAAAACCGUUACAAGCAAAGCAGCAGGUACAAACCGAGGACAUCCUCUUGCAUUCCUUUCAAAUUUUGGUAUAAAAUUCCCUCCAUGGAAGGAAGAAUCCAAAACUAUUACAAAAGAGCCGAGAGUAGACAAAGAGGUCAGAGAAGCAAAGAAACCAGAUAUGGUGAGGUUUCCGGAUUCUCAGCGAGACAUCCCUCCCUUGAAAUUAGAAGUUGAAGAGUCUGAAAAGGGAACGGACCCUCGAAUCUUGUGGCAGGUGUAUGCUCUUGGAGGUUUUUUUAUUCUAAAGUGGAUCUUGGCUAGAUGGAAUGAAAGGAGGCCCAAAGAUGACUCAUCCGGUGAACCACCAUCUCAUGGAGAUGACUAGUUCCUCAAUUCAAGAUUUCAGUCAUUACAGAUUUGUUGGUUUAAAUGGAUUGUAGUCUUUACAUAUCGCAGAUUGUUGUUAACAGAACAAUGGUGAUAACUAGUCAUGAAUCUUUUAUGCC